GGAGUGAACAUUUAAUGGAUAACAGACAAGAAACAAACAAGGACAGCGUCUGGACAGGGGAAAACGUAAUGACAUCAAUGCUGACAAGGGGAACAAACUGAGGAACAGACAGAUAAAGAAAGGGGAAAUCAACAAAUUGAAGGAGUCCAGGUGAGUCCAAUGAGUCGGAUGCAGUCGAAACGCGUAUCUAUCUGGGACUUUAGACCAGGUUUUUAACACAUCCUCCCCAUCUUCCUCCCUCCACCAGCUGGCACUGAAACAUGAGUGAGUGAGGUAUUGCUUCCCACCAGGAGAAGAAGAGCGUCAGAUGAAUCCUUGGGUUUUCUUGUGGUGGUGUCUGCUGGGGCCAGGGUCUUGCAUGGUCUUCAGGAAUCUGGUGGACAACGGGCCUCCCGAAUGGCGCAGUGGUCUAAGGCUCUGCAUCGCAGUGCUAGCUGUGACACUAGAGAUUCUGGUUUCGAGUCCAGGUUCUGUCGCAGCCUGCUGCGACCGGGAGACCCAUGGGGCGGCGCACAAUUGGCUCAUCGUCGUCCGGGUUAGCGACUCCUGUGGCAGGUCGAGCGCAGUGCAUGCUGACAUGGUCACCAGGUGUUUCCUCUGACACAUUGGUGCGGCUGGCUUAAGGGUUAAGUGGGCAUUAUGUCAAGAAGCAGUGCGGCUUGGUUGGGUUGUGUUAUGGAGGAAGCACAGCUCUCGACCUUCGCCUCUCCCGAGUCUGUACGGAGUUGCAGCGAUGAGACAAAACUGUACUAACAAUUGGAUACCAUGAAAUUGGGGAGAAAAAGGGGUAAUGAUAUGCAUAUAGCCUAUUGACUAUAAUGAUAUGCAUAUAGCCUAUUGACUAUAAUGAUAUGCAUAUAGCCCAUUGACUAUAAUGAUAUGCAUAUAGCCUAUUGACUAUAAUGAUAUGCAUAUAGCCUAUUGACUAUAAUGAUAUGCAUAUAGCCUAUUAGACAAACCAACAAAAUAUGUAAAAUUACAAAUAACGUUCUCCAAACUAUAAUAGGUUGUAGGCUACCCUAAAUGUAUCCAAGUUAAUGAUAAUGAAAAGACUUCAACUCAAUUAGUUAUGGGCUGGACGUUGGCUCUCUGUAGGGUGCUUAUCACACCACUGUAUAACACCCAGCAGAUGGUGCUAAACCCUUAUUCUUGUGGUUCUCAGUUCUGUGUUUUUGCCAGAAAAUGCGGAAGUGAAAUAAUGGAAUUUGAUGCCAUUCCGGAGGACAGGAAUAGGCAACAUGAAUUUAUAUAUUACAAUACAAUAAAAUUAAUAGGAAAUUAAAUAGACAAGCGGAAUAUAUCGCUCAAUCAAAUCAUCACGACAGCCGUGUUGAGAUGGAGAGCCGUCGCACAGUAACACGAAGGUCGAGAAAUCAACACACCAGGUGAGAGAUGAGCUGCAUUUGCAUUGUUGACAACGUUGGUUGGUCUGGGACUGUCGCUGUUAUGGAUUUGCCAUCCAUCCCCAUUGUCUGUCUUAUUAUGAGGCCGCCAGACCAACAUUCAUUUGAUGAGAAGCGAUGGAUUGCCUUCUGGUCUAUCAAAUUGCAACAUUGUAGGCAUAUGCAACCGCAACAAAAGGUUAUGACCAAUAUGCAAAAAUUGUCAUAUAUAUAUAUAUAGAAAGUAUCAACAUUGUAUCAGAGUUGCAUUUUGUUGCCGAAACCAAAAGCGCAGUAACAAUGCAUUUAAUUUCUUACUUCUCCCAACACCACUCCUCCUAAUCUCCACUGCCAAUUUGUAAUUCUAUCCAUGGUCAUAUAUAUUGCCUUGCAGAUUGAUCAAAUUAUAUAUAUUUCGGAAAGCGCCACACGCCUGUAGCCUAGGUGUGGUGCAUCCGAUGGUGGGCUCGAGGGCGUUUUGUGUCAUCAAACGAAAAGUUCCACAUCAUCGCGCUCGGAUUCUUCCACGGAGGCAGAGGGACUGAAGGUGGGACGCCCCCAUGGCCCACGCCCGCUUCCCGGGAAGGACUGCAAACGUGGCUGCUAACCUGACUUCCCCGGUGCUGGGUCGACCACUGUGCUCUAAUGGGACGCCCUGGAUCCUCUAUCUGUUCGAGCAAUGCGUGGAUAAUGUGUGGGAAUACUGGAGCGUAGUCAUCGGGCUGAUCUCAAUGUUCUGUUUCUUGCUGUCUACUCUACCACAAAUCUACGAGGCUUAUCGCAAUGGUAAAGUGGAGGAGGCCAUGUCGUUUGGCUUUCUGCUCUUCCUCUUCAGUGGGGACCUCAGCAGUCUAAUAGGCUGCGUCCUGACCAGCCAGCUGCCCAUCCAGAUUGUGACAGUAGUGUUCUACAUCUUCACUGAUCUCCUGCUCAUCUCCCAGUUCCUCUACUACAAGAUAAAGAACAACUCAUCUAAAAAGCGCCCCAUGUUGAAGUGGUUGUGUUUCCUGUGGUGUGGGGCUUCCACUGUGGCCCUCCUGAUUCUCCCCAAGUUCAUCACUGACAACAACACCUCUGCCAACACUGAGAGUGCCUCUAACAGUGUGGAGAUUUCUGGUUAUGCCUGUGGAUACCUGGCCUCCAUAUUCUACCUCUCCUCUCGUUUUCCACAGCUCUACAAAAAUUUUAAGCGACAGUCUACAGAGGGCACGUCGUACAUGCUGUUUGCCCUGGCCAUGAUGGGCAACGGGACCUACGGGCUCAGUGUCAUUGUGGUUCUACCAGCUCUGGCCGGCUCCAAACAGGCCUUCAUUCUCAAACAUCUGGCCUGGCUCAUCGGCAGCCUGGGAGUCCUCCUCCUAGACUUCUUUGUCACCGCCCAGUUCAUCAUCUAUAGGAAGAACCACUCCGCUAAAACCAGCAAGAAGAUGAACGUUCCUGAAGUAGAACCUCUGCUCUGUGAAGAGGAGGAACUGUCCACAUUCUAGAAAACACAUGAAUGAAGGUGUAUCGUUAGAACACAUGAUUGAAGUUCUAGAGUGAGAACACAUGAUUCAAGUUCUAGAGUGAGAAUACAUGAUUGAAGUUCUAGAGUGAGAACACAUGAUUGAAGUUCUAGAGUGAGAACACAUGAUUGAAGUUUUAGAGUGAGAAUACAUGAUUCAAGUUCUAGAGUGAGAACACAUGAUUGAAGUUCUAGAGUGAGAACACAUGAUUCAAGUUCUAGAAUGAGAACACAUGAUUGAAGUUCUAGAGUGAGAAUACUUGAUUGAAAUUCUAGAAUGAGAACAGUAAGAGAUUUCCAGAAAUCGUCUCCAUAAUGCUGAGUGGAGACCUAGAAUAAUCCAACAAAUGUGAUAGUACACCAAUGUUCCCUCCAUUUAAAUCCAGGUGAAUUAAAGGGGCCGUCUUAUGUUUGAGGAAUGUAAUCUCAGUAGAACCAUUCUCUAUUUCUUUGUAAGGGGGCUCAUAUGAUCUAUUCCCUAUGUUUUUUUUUCUUAUUACACUAAAGGCCUAUAGGGUGUGUCUCAGUGUCACAUGCCUCUAGUCUAUGUUUGUCAAUGGUUAGAGGUCCUGUGUUUUCCAGGAUAAGAUCGUCAAUACACUCUGAACUGUUCACACAGCAUUGUCGUCUAGGUAAACAGUACAAGAAGGAAUCAUAACAGGGAUUGUUCCUGUAUGUAGGUUUAAAAAGAUCAUACAUUGCACCAAUGGUAGUGUAUCACAUUGACUAUUGAUGUGCCACAAAGUAGUGGGCUGCACCAACAGUAAUCUAUUUUCCACUUGUGGUGAAUUUGUUAUAGUUUACCUUGGUUCGUUGUAGGAGCAGAUUCCGUUGUAAUUGAAUCCCUAUAUAAGUUGUAGUUGGUAAAUUGCUGUUAGUGUGUUACACAGUGUUUAGAUUGUGAAUAUGCAGUGGCUUAAGCCUGAUAUCCUGUGCCUUGCAUCUACAUAACACUGUUGAACUGAUGAUGUGUGUAGUGUAUUUAUAUGAUUAUGGAGCUUUUCUUUGUUUGCUUUUGAGGAAACUAAUAGGCUCUUUUUUUGGUGCAUCGUUGAGUAGUACGAGUUUGAGUAGUAUGUUGCAGUGGAGGUCGGAGGGCUGUUUGACGUCUUCACACUGGUGCUUUUAAAACAGACGGUUCUUUGGCUGAAAUCUAACCUUUAGAUAAACAUCCUCCUUUCCUUACGUUAUGGCCCAGUUAUGUUACCUUUCAGGGGCCACAAAUAAUGGAAGGAAGGAGGGAGGGUUUUUGGCAGCAUUCAGUCACAGCCUUGAGCAUUGUGUUCUCACCCCUUAUUGUGGAGUUGUGCCAUAACUUGGUAACAUGGAGUCAUGCUGAGAGAAUAGAGCUACUGAUUACCGAUGGUCACAGCACUUUAUUAGUCUGUCAUGGAUGUGAUUGGUUGAUUGACACCACAGAGUUCUCUACCUCUGACCCGGGUUACCCCAUCUUGUUUGAACCGGGUGAAAAGUGAUUGUAUUCCUUUUAGAACCAGGCUGCCUCCCGGAUGUGAGCCAGGUGCCCCGCUCUGGCCCGGCGGCGAAGUCGGCUCAAAACAAAAGUGACGUAAUUAAGCACGUGUAAUGAGUAGGAUUAUGCGUUUUCAAAUGCUAAAGUGAUUACGAUUGAUUAAAAAUCCUUUAUCUGCCUUCCCAAUAAAAAGUAGUUUGAAAAUUCUAACAUUUUAUUUGCCUUGUUGACAACGUGAUUGAGCGGCGCAGAUUACUGUUUGAUUUGAGAAGUGCACUCCUCCCUCCCCGCUUUCACCUGAUGACGUGACAGGCCAUUGCUCGGUUCAACCCAGGCCAGUGUAAUAGAACUCCCUCAGUGACAUAGGAGUCAUGCCUGGUGAAAAUGUAAAUCAAAGCAAAUCAAAAAACAAUUGUUGCAUGAUCCGAAUACAACAGGUGUCGACCUUACCGUGAAAUGCUUACUUACGAGCCCUUAACCAACAAUGCAGAGUAAGAAAAUAUUUGCUUAAUAAACACAAAAUAACAAUAACGAGGCUAUAUAUGGGGGUACCAGCACCAAGUCAAUGUGCAGGGCUACGGGUUAGUCGAGAUAAGACUAGUAUCCCGGAGUCGCCUCUUCACUGUUGACGUUGAGACUGGUGUUUUAAUGAAGCUGCCAGUUGAUGACUUGUCUGUUUCUCAAACUAGACACCCAAAUGUACUUGUUCUCUUGCUCAGUUGUGCACUGGGGCCUCCCACUCCUCUUUCUAUUCUGGUUAGAGCCAGUUUGCGCUGGUCUGUGAAGGGAGUAGUACACACAUCUUCAAUUUCUUGGUAAUUUCUCGCAUGGAAUAGCCUUCAUUUCUCAGAACAAGAAUAGACUGACGAGUUUCAGAAGAAAGUUCUUUGUUUCUGUCCAUUUCGAACCUGUAAUCGAACCCACAAAUGCUGAUGUUCCAGAUACUCAACUAGUCUAAAGAAGGUCAGUUUUAUUGCUUCUUUAAUCAGAACAACAGUUUUCAGCUGUGCUAACAUAAUUGCUAAUGAUCAAUUAGCCUUUUAAAAUGAUAAACUUGGAUUAACUAACACAACGUGCCAUUUGGAACACAGGAGUGAUGGUUGCUGAUAAUGGGUCUCUGUACGCCUACGUAGAUAUUCCAUAAAACAUCAGCCUUUCCAGCUACAAUAGUCAUUUACAACAUUAACAAUGUAUACACUGUAUUUCUGAUCAAUUUCUGAUAUUUUAAUGGACACAUUUUUUUCUUCUCUUUUAAAAACAAGGACAUUUCUAAGUGACCCCAAACUUUGGAACAGUAGUGUACAUGUAGGUAGGGGUAAAGUAACUAUGCAUAGAUAUUUCACCUUUAUUUAACCAGGUAGGGGGUCAAUGCAAAUAGUCCAGGUAGCUAUUUGAUUAACUGUUCAGCAGUCUUAUGACUUGGGGGUAGAAGCUGUUAAGAAGCCUUUUGGACCUAGACUUGGUGCUCCGGUACCGGUUGCCGUGCAGUAACAGAGAGAACAGUCUAUGACUUGGGUGACUGGAGUCUUUGACAAUUUUUAGGGCCUUCCUCUGACACCGCCUGGUAAGGUGGUUCUGGAUGGCAGGAGUCUUGGCCCAAGUGAUGGACUGGGCCGUAUGCACUACCCUCUGUAGCGCCUAGCGGUCGGAUGCCAAGCAGUUGCCAUACCAGGCGGUGAUGUAACCAGUCAGGAUGCUCUCAAUGGUGCAGCUGUAUAACGUUUUGAGGAUCUGAGUACCCAUGCCAAAUAUUUUCAGUCUCCUGAGGGGGAAUAAGAGUUGUCGUGCCCUCUUCACUACUGUCUUGGUGUGUUUGGACCAUGAUAGUUUGUUGUUGAUGUGGACACAAAAGAGCUUGAAGCUCUCAAACCGAUCCACUACAGCCCCGUCGAUGUGAAUGGCGACGUGCUCGGCCCUCCUUUUCCUGUAGUCCAGACUAGUUAAACGUUGGAAGGAAAUAUAAAGGAGUGCUUGUGUUUUAGGAGUGAAAUGUGAUUAAACAUGAUGUGACAAAGUACAGUAUUUAUUGCUAGAGAUAGUCUAGAGUUACAGCUGGGCUUUAAAAAGCACAGUUGUGAUUGGUGGACUUUCCAUGUAAACUUUCAGCCAACCACAAUAUGAAGCAAUAAAUGAGUGUAAAAUAAGGAGUAUUACUACUUUUACGUGAAGUAUUGAAAAAGAUCAACAUUUAGGCUUUGGCUGACCAGCAAAUGAAUGUGGCCAUGAAACAGCAGGAAAUCCAUGAACGAAGAGAAAUUAUGAUGACACUUGUUUUCUCUGUGAUAAACCCGUAGAUAGUUGAAGAUUUAGUUUCUUAUUUUUAUAUUAUUUUAAAGGGUAAUUAUUGGUUGUAUCAGAUGUAACUUUUUUUUCCUUUCUCUUGAUAAAUUAAGUUUUAAUUCUGGUUAGCUCAAAGGCUUUUCUUCAAAGUGUUUCCUAUAGAUAUCUUCCAAAUCAGAAAAUGGAAUAGUGAGAUAUUUAUUUAUUUACAGUCUCAAGAACAAGGAAAAUGUCUGAAAGUGUUUUUACUUGAAUAAUGACACUGUAUUGCUCUUUUAAGAUAACAUGGUAUUUUCUUUUCUUUAUGCUUUAGCCUAUGUUACUUGCAAUAUUUAUUGAAUUAAAUAUAUGUCCCAGUAUCUCAGCUUUGUAGCUCAUUGUACACAAGUUAAGCAUUCCAAUAUGAUGUUUAUGUAACAAACAAACAUCUCAAUACAGUGCAAUAUAUCAAA
Molecule: messenger RNA, 7089 nt
Organism: Oncorhynchus kisutch (coho salmon)
Lineage: Eukaryota; Metazoa; Chordata; Actinopteri; Salmoniformes; Salmonidae
Product: lysosomal amino acid transporter 1 homolog
Exons: 7
Coding region: 1943-2869 (308 amino acids)
Cellular component (GO): lysosomal membrane
Molecular function (GO): L-lysine transmembrane transporter activity
Source: RefSeq, a predicted model, not a curated record